Messenger RNA from Annulohypoxylon truncatum, 1256 nucleotides. RefSeq lists its product as uncharacterized. Bases 390 to 686 code for a protein of 98 amino acids. The record is from RefSeq and is a predicted model, not a curated record. NCBI's taxonomy places the organism in Eukaryota, Fungi, Ascomycota, Sordariomycetes, Xylariales, Hypoxylaceae. The transcript has a single exon.
AACAGGCGUGCCGCUCUAAAUCGGUUCGAUCGCGAUGCUCAACCAAAGUCGAACGACCGUAUCCAUCAAAUCAAAUGACUCUGUGGAUCCCAUGCGCGAAUGGCAGGCUCUGAAGCUAGAACAGGGCAUUUUUAGGCGCAUUGCCGUUAGUCACCAGCUAAAGCGCGAUUUUGCAUAUCAACAAGGACAUAAAUCUCCGGGAUACUACGACGGGAGCCCCAUCCAACGAAAAUCGUUUUCCUGUUGGGUUCCCCUAGCUCGCCCGUCUGUUGCCGCUCGCCGCCCGGGAGGCUGGCCCGGUGGCUUUUCGGUGUAAGUGCGGGACCCCGGUAGUUUUCUCUGACAGGGCCCCGGUCGAGCCUGCAGAGUUUUUGGUGGAUAGGGCAAGAAUGGGUUGUAUUUUAUUAUCCAUUACCCAUUUUUUGGAUCUUGCGCGAGGAACGAAUCAGGUUAAGGAGCUUAGGGUUACGGAGUCUCUGUGUGAUCCUGUGAUAGCAACGCAGGAAUUUCGACGAGUCGUUUCGUCUGAUGCUCCUGGAGAUAAUAAUAUAUCUAAAACAGGAAUUUCAAAACGGAGGUCUGUGUUGUCCUCAUUUUGGCUUUCUUUGUUUUUUCGUUUAAUUAUUCUUAUUCCCUUUUUUUCUGGUUCUUACCGUGCGAUACCGUAUCACUCGCUAUUAUGGUAAUUGGAUUUUUGUCAUAUUCCGCGCAUGCGCGAGUCGAUACGCGAAGAACCUAGAUCUAUGACGGGAUGGCUGGAUAAGGGAAGCCGAUGCGCGUCUCGUCUCAUCUCAUCACUGAUAAUGACAGGAACGCACGCACACAGAUUACAUAUGUAUGAGGCUCCUACGUUACGUGCGCAAGGAACAUAGAAAUUGCGCGGGAGCGGAAACGAGACCGUAAAACGUCCACCGUAAGCAUGUGAAGGACCCGUCACCAUUAUAUGGGGAUAGAUGGAUUAUAUCAGAUUUAUUUUCUGAUUAAAAUACGUAGCUAUCAUUCCCUUAUCUUCGGUCCCCCCUCCUCUGACCAAUAAACCCAACUCUAGCUAGCUGUAGCUAGCUACAGCUAUUAUCCAUACGUUCCAACGACAGCUUACCUGCAUUCAGGUAAGGGAGGAGGCUGGUUGGCUGAUCCGUCGGCGGCCGGCACCGGGACCGUCUCUGCGAGGCGCCCGCGUCUAGAACGCGCCUAGGGAAGAGAGCCUCAACUAGGUUAUUAGGUACAUACUAAAUGCUAGUUAAGUGGCCUUUUUU